AUGUACUGGGCAAUGAUUAUGCUUGAAAGACUUGUUUUAUACGAAUGUCCAUUCGACCACCUCAAACCAGCAUUGGAUUACCCAAGCCCAGAGACCCAACUGCCAUCUGACCUUAUCUCCCCAAUUUACGUUCAUUCGCAUUCUUCCCCUGAUGUUGGCCAACCGGCCACUGUGGGUGAUCUACACUCAACUAACGUGGGAUCCUUUGGUCGCCAGAUCCAGGCGAUUUCAUUUCUCGUCCAGGUCCUACAGGUUACCGACGACAGUAAUACGAUACCCUUGUCAGAGCUUAUCAAGCUGGACGAGAAACUACGAGGGUUCCUGACUAUAUUAAUGAGUCAAUGUCCCGCAAAACAUCAAUGCGGUGCGAAUGGAGUUAUGAUAAGGUCGCUGGUCCGCCUACACCAAUAUAUCCUCAAGCGACCGUGUACGCCAGGUCACCCGGAAGCCAAGAUCCAAGAGCAGUCGCAUGCCGCCCUUGACACGCUUGCCCGCAUGAUGAUCGAGGUUGCCCAAGAUCAUCUCAAACGUUUCGUCCCCGGUAAAAUCGACUCACUACCCCUCUCAUGUUCGUACAAUAUACGGUCUAUGAUGGAUCUGAUAGAGGAUAGGUGGAGUCGUAUUAGCAGCAAACAACCACCAAAGGGACUAGAGGCGUUUGUGGCACUACAUGAGGCUGUCUGCAAAAGAUGGAGGUCUUCGCUGGAACAUUAG
Molecule: messenger RNA, 714 nt
Organism: Penicillium pulvis
Lineage: Eukaryota; Fungi; Ascomycota; Eurotiomycetes; Eurotiales; Aspergillaceae
Exons: 3
Coding region: 1-714 (237 amino acids)
Source: RefSeq, a predicted model, not a curated record